This is a messenger RNA of Micropterus dolomieu (smallmouth bass), 3356 nucleotides long. Its product is annotated as toll-like receptor 13. The transcript has 4 exons. Gene Ontology annotation, biological process: toll-like receptor signaling pathway; inflammatory response; immune response. Lineage: Eukaryota; Metazoa; Chordata; Actinopteri; Centrarchiformes; Centrarchidae. Gene Ontology annotation, cellular component: membrane. Bases 161 to 3091 code for a protein of 976 amino acids. Gene Ontology annotation, molecular function: transmembrane signaling receptor activity; protein binding. The record is from RefSeq and is a predicted model, not a curated record.
UGUUAACAGCUCACUGGACACUUGCUGCAGCGUUUCAGUUCCAGAAAAUCUUCUCAUCUUAUUACAGAUGCUUGUCUUUUUGUUUUUGAGACCGAGGAAAUAAUUUAAUGAUAAAAAGAAGUGAACCAACUGCUGUUAGACAUGUUCACCCCUGAACAACAUGAACAGCAACAAAUCUCCACCUGACAGUAACUCAACAAUCAAACCAGCCGUGGUCCUAAAGAUCAGCAUGUCAGCAUACUUAAUACAGAGACGUCUUCUCUUGCUUUUGUGUCUCCUGCUUCAUCUUAACUCUUCACUGGCUUAUUCACUGAAAGGCUGCGUCAUCAGUUAUUCUGAAGACGCCUCGGCUGAUGUUUCUUUGGACUGCUCAGGUCGUGAACUUGUUACUGUCCCUGAUGACAUCCCCAGAGAUGCAAGCUCAGUAAAACUCUCUAACAAUCAGCUUGAACAGAUUAACAGGCAAGAUUUUGGCCACUUGUCAAAGCUGAGAAAUUUGUUCCUAGACUCAAAUCAGAUUGCUCAUGUAGACGAUGGAUCUUUCAUUAAUUUGGUGGCACUGACAAACCUCUACAUGAAUGAUAACAAUCUCACCAGGCUGACAGGCAACAUCUUUCAGGGACUGUCCAACCUCACCACGCUUGACCUCGGAGGAAACAACAUUCAGUUCAUUCAUUCCUCGGCCUUCCAGUUCCUGUCCAGUUUACAGACUGUGAUUCUAAAAGACAACAAGCUCCAACAAGUCACUGACAUUCAGCCCAUCUUACAGCUACCACACCUACAGGAGCUGAACAUUAGAGCAAAUCUAUUUACCUCCUUUCAGACCAAAGAUCUGCUGCUGAACAUGUCCUCAGGCCUGAAGAAGUUAGACGUUUCUGAUAAUGCUAAGUUAGAAAAGUUCAGCAUCACAACACAGAUCUUUCCUCACCUUGAGAUGAUAGACCUUUCUGGAAGUGGUCGAGCUGCUGGCUUGAAAUGGGACAUACCUGACAAGACUUUACUAAGGAACAUAACUCAGCUGGAUUUCAGCGGCACUUUGAUUCCUUUUGAAGAGAUCCAAAAAGUCCUGCAGAGUCUUGACUCACUGAUGCAUCUGAGGCUGAGUUAUAUGGAGACGUUUAUCCAGAAAGGUCUCUUAGCUACAGUGUGCAAAAUACUGACACUAAGGAGGCUGGAUCUGUUGUACAACAGUGUUCCCAAAUUAAGUUCAAAACUUGUAACUUGCUCUCAGCUUAAUGAGCUCGACUUGUCUAAUACUAACACGAGUGAACUUCCUAAAGGCUCGAUGAGAUUGAUGAAGAGUCUGAGGUCCCUAACUCUAGACUUCAACUUUCUCACCAAAGUGCCAGAUGACAUUAGGAGUCUCUCCUCCCUCGAGGUUCUACGUCUUAGUGCCAAUCGUAUCUCUGAGUUGACAUGUGAGGAUUUCAUAAACACAACGCGACUUACAGAGCUCUAUCUGGACAAAAACCGCAUUGCCAAACUGGACAGGUGUGUCUUUGAAAAUCUUAAUGAUCUGAAGGUUUUAGAUAUGAGUAACAACUUGCUGUGGACAUUUGGAGGCGCCUUCAAAACAGGACUGCAGAAGCUUGAGUUCUUGAAUUUGAACAAAAACUUUAUAUCUACUCUUGAAAAGGGGGAUUUUAAAGGUUUAGGUUCCCUAAAAUAUUUGGAUCUGGCAUCAAAACAUAUUGGAAGUGUGAAAAGUAACGCUUUUGAUGGAUUGAACAACCUCAGAACUCUUCAAGUGUCUCUACCACUUGGAUUUGAAAAUAAAUUCAGAGGUUUACAACAGUUGGAAAAUCUCACAGUCUACUUUGAUAUUGACAGCAGUUUCAAAAGUCCUCAUUCAAACUUCUAUAAAGCUUUGUUCCAUUUAAAAUCUUUGAAACUUUUCACAAUAAUAUACACAGGUGAUCACUCUGGCUUCCCCUUUGAAAUACUGAUGGAUAUUCUUCAGGCUAUGAAACAUUUAGAGGACUUCACAGCUGAGAAUUUAUAUAUUUCUGCGCCACGUCCUGAUACAUUUAUGUACAAUUCCCAGCUCAAGCGUCUGACAAUCAGUCAGACUGAUUUGUCAGAUUUGGGUCCUGAACUGUUUCAGCCAAUCCCAAACCUGCAGGCUCUCGAUCUCUCUUACAGUAAGCUCAAAUCUUUGGAUUUUCUGGCCCAGGCCGACCUGUCUGCACUCACAUUUUUAAAACUGAGUGACAAUGACAUUACAGUGAUCAACGAGACGGUCUUCCAGUCUCUCCCUGCACUCACAUAUCUGGACCUGGACAAUAAUCCUUUCACCUGUGACUGCUCUAACGCCGGCUUUAUCCAAUGGGUGAAGAACAACAACCAAACUCAGGUUGUUAACGCCCAUAUGUACACCUGUUCCUUUCCUGUGGUGGAGCAAGGAAACAAGUUGCUGGACUUUGACAUCCAGUCCUGUUGGAUGGACGUCGGCUUCCUCUGCUUCAUUUGCAGCACUUGUCUGACUUUGCUAACUCUUCUCGCUGCCUUCGUCUUCCACUUUCUGAGGUGGCAGCUAGCCUACGCAUACUACCUCUUCCUGGCCUUCCUCUAUGAUAGCAGGAAGAGGAAGAAGAACGGAGCUCCUCACCAAUACGACGCCUUCAUCUCCUACAACGUUCACGACGAGGCCUGGGUUUACAGAGAGAUGCUUCCAGUGCUGGAAGGAGAGCAGGGCUGGAGGCUCUGUCUGCACCACAGAGACUUCCAACCAGGGAAACCCAUCAUGGACAACAUCACAGACGCCAUCUAUGGCAGCAGGAAGACCAUCUGUGUGAUCAGCCAGCGCUACCUGCAGAGCGAGUGGUGCUCCAGAGAGAUCCAGAUGGCCAGCUUCCGCCUGUUUGACGAGCACAAGGACGUGCUGAUCCUGCUGUUUCUGGAGGAGAUCCCGGCCCAGCGGCUGUCUCCGUACUACCGCAUGAGGAAGCUGGUGAAGGGACGCACCUACCUGAGCUGGCCGCAGGCCGGCCAACACAAAGGAGUCUUCUGGCAGAACGUCAGCAGAGCUCUGGAGACCGGGGACGCUCCCACAGAGACCGCAGACCUCCUGACUGGACCGGCAGGAUGCUGAGUAUAUUACCGGACCUGCGAGGUUCCUUACAGUUGCAAUGAAAAACAAGAAGAGAAAGAGAAAAUAUAAGAGAUUCAGAUUCUCCUGAAAAUGAGUUUCUUGAGCUGGGACCACAUAUUGAGUUGCUGAAUAAGCAGAGAGUCAUAACUCAGUCAAAUAUGAGUUUUAAUCAUAAAGUUGUAAUUCAAUUUUCCAAAAUGUCAACUAAAAUAGGAUUAAAGAAAAACAACAUUCCACUUCCUUCUUGCAUCCCCUAAAGCAUGAU